Molecule: messenger RNA, 908 nt
Organism: Dioscorea cayenensis subsp. rotundata (Guinea yam)
Lineage: Eukaryota; Viridiplantae; Streptophyta; Magnoliopsida; Dioscoreales; Dioscoreaceae
Exons: 1
Coding region: 107-631 (174 amino acids)
Source: RefSeq, a predicted model, not a curated record
AGUGUCUAUUUCUUCGCCAUUGGACCAUUUUCAUUCGAUCAAUCCUCUUCUCUUCUUCAUCGCCGGAGACCACGCCGUCGCCGCCGCCGUUGACGCCGCCGUGACCAUGGCCUCCAUCUCGAUCCUCUCCCUUCUCCUUCCCCUCCUCCUCCUCCUCUCCGCUGCUGACGCUCGCCCUUGCAAGACCCUCUUCAUCUCCUCCUUCUACUACUCUUUCCCCACCACCGAUCGUCCCUCCCUCCAGAUCCGCGCCUCCUCCUUCACCGUAUACCGUGUCUCCCGCUCCGAUCUACAGCCAACUCUGUCCCGCACCAUCUCCUUCCACCGCCCUCUCGUCUCCCAUGCCGCCGUCGCCGACGAAGGCUUCCCUUUCGGAUCCCUUCGCGAACGCGCCCGCGACAUCAUGGCCGUCGUCGUUGGCCUCCUCUUUGGCGUCGGCUGUGGCGCCCUCACCGCCGCCAUCAUCUACUGCGUCUGGUCCGUCGUCACCAACCGCUUCGACUUCUGCUUCUCAGCCAGCGAUGAUCUCGAGGAGGACGAGGUGCCGAGUCCCAAGAAGAUGGGGUACGUUACGAUCUCUGCUGUUGAGCCGGUCGCUCCAAUCAAAGAAGGGUAUGAGGGAAAAUAUUAGGUUUAGGGUUCUUAUUGAUUCACAAAUUUAUCGCCUUUCCGAUGUGGUUUCUGAAUAACAUGACAUCUCUAUAUAUUAUCUGCGACAUAUGACUUGCUUGGUUGCUUGCUUUGUGAGAUAGCAUGCAAUUGUGGAUUUCUAUCUAUAUGUAUGUGUGGGUAUGUGAUGUUCGUGCUUUUAAAGAAGUGUUGGUUCUUGCAUUUCAUUAUUUAUGUAAUUGUUUGCAUAUGUGAAUCAGUGUUCUUGUUUGUUCAUGAUGAAUCUUGUAUGUUCGACA